Molecule: messenger RNA, 5400 nt
Organism: Oncorhynchus masou masou (cherry salmon)
Lineage: Eukaryota; Metazoa; Chordata; Actinopteri; Salmoniformes; Salmonidae
Gene: cyldl
Product: cylindromatosis (turban tumor syndrome), like
Exons: 16
Coding region: 274-2613 (779 amino acids)
Biological process (GO): protein K63-linked deubiquitination
Cellular component (GO): cytosol
Molecular function (GO): K63-linked deubiquitinase activity; cysteine-type deubiquitinase activity
Source: RefSeq, a predicted model, not a curated record
GAGGAAGUGAAGUGACUCGCUAGAUACCGAACAAAUCUUGCCUACUCUCGUAAGAAGAUUUACAUUACAACGUACAAGGCAAGUCAGUUAAGAACACAUUCUUAUUUUCAAUGACGGCCUGGGAACAGUGGGUUAACUGAACAGUGUUCAGGGGCAGAACGACAGAUUUGUACCUUGUCAGCUCGGGGGUUUGAACUCACAACCUUCCGGCUACUAGUCCAACGCUCUAACCACUAGGCUACCCUGCCAUUGUGGCCUUAUGCUGGUGUUAUAAUGGACUUUCUGUGGUCCAUGGACACAUGUGAUGUGAAGAUGUACUACAUCAUCAUAGAGAAACCUGGAUUACCCACGUUGCUCAUCAAUGCUGGCCACAUCUGUUACAUCCAGGAGAGCAGGUACAUGUCAAGGCUUAGCAGAUCUGCAUGUCUGCAGGAAUUGCCUGUCAUCUGUAUGGGCUCCAAUUAUGACAGGCUCCUUAAGGUAAACCACCUAAAACCAGUGUCUACUAAGGAGGCAGAGCUGCUGCAAGCCCUAGGAGAGGACUCGGAGAGACUGAAGUGGUAUUUAGAGAGGGAUGCUUUGGCUACCGCCCUGGGUUUAACUAAGGAUACACCUGUCACUGUGGAGUUGGAUGGGAAGUGGCUGCAGGGAAUUGUACGGUACGUUGGAAGGUUGACAGAGCCAAAGUCCACAGACCCCAUCGUAGGAACCUUCUUUGGCAUCGAACUACAGGGAGAAGACAAAGGAAAGGGACCAUCAGAUGGGACAUAUCUGUCAAAAACCCUAUUCCCCUGCAAGAAAGACUGUGGGAUUUUUGCUCCAUUUUCCAAAGUGAAACCCAUGUUUUCCAAACCCAAAUUGGGGUCCAAGUGUCUGACCUUUCCAGCAGCCCAGCUGGCCACGCAACCGUCGUCCCAACAGGCCCACCAUCAGCCCCUCUCCACCGGAGACCGAGUCAGCUUCUUCAUGGACGAGGACAUCCUCCAUGGGAUGGUGAUGGAUCUGGAGGAGAAGGAGGGCAGGACCUUAGUCAUCAUCUCUACUGACCGGGAUGAGAAGAUCACCCUACCGCUGGACAGCGUCAUCAAAAGGGAACUGCUUCAACAGGAGCCUGAGCCUAUGGAGACUGAUAAGGCUGUUAUGUCUAUGGAGGAGGUUCACCCCUUGGGGCUUGGUGUUGACUCUCUAGUGGAGGUGUCUCUGGCUAUAGGACCUGGCUAUGGAACCAUCCGCUGGAUAGGCACUUUGCCUGGGCAGAAAGGAACCUACGCUGGACUGGAGCUGGAGGAUGGGUACACUGGGGUUAGUAAUGGUACCUUUAAAGACCAGCGGUUCUUCAGAUGUCUUCCUAGACAAGGUCUCUUCGUCAAGCUUCUAUCCUGCCGGCCUGACUCCCGCUUCCAGGGGGCAUCAGCCAAUGUCCUUCAAGAGAGACAGGCGUUGCGCAGCCCUGGGGCGCUCCCCUCCUCCCCCAUCGCCUCUGACCAGGUCGAGAGGAUGCUGAUUGGUCGAAUGAAGGGGAUCCAGGGCCAUAUAAACUCUUGCUACAUGGACUCGGCCCUCUUCAGUCUGUUCUCCUGUUCGUCAGUGUUGGACUCCCUGCUGUUUAAGUUAACAGAGCCUAGGGAUGCCCCCAUCCAGAGUACCCUGCUACAUGACAUCGUCAACCCGCUCCGCAGUGAAGGUUUUGUGGAAGGGAGACACAUUAUGAAGCUUCGUCAGCAGCUGCAGGAGCUUGGAUACUGCCACACAUUCACCACAGAGGAGAAAGAUCCAGAAGAGUUUCUUACCCUCAUUAUGCACCAUAUUUUCUGUCUGGAUCCUCUCCUCAAACUGUCAGCAGGGGGAAAGGUCCAGGACAGUUACUGUUAUCAAAUCUUCCUGGAUAACAACCACAGCCUGGUUCUGCCUACUGUCCAACACUUGCUGGAACACUCCUUCCACAGCGCAGGACUCAAACUGGCAGAGGUAGCGGUGCCGUCUUGUCUGAUCCUCCAGAUGCCUCGCUUUGGGAAGAAGUUCAAGAUGUUUCAGAAGAUUAUCCCUUCACUGGAGCUGGACAUUACUGACCUCCUCUCUGAAGGUCCCCAGCAGUGUGUGUUGUGUGGUCAGCUGGCAUACGAGGAGUGUGUGGACUGCUUCAGAGACCCAGUCUUCAGCAGGACGGGAUUUAAAGUGUUCUGCAGGACCUGCUCCUCUCAGGUGCACUCUCACCCCGAGCGGCUGUCCCAUAACCCCUCCCCCCUGCAGCUCCCUGAGGGUUACCCCGCCCCCACUACCCUCCGACCCCCGCCCCCUGCCCCACCGAGAGAGAGACUGGAGCUGUUUGCAGUGCUGUGCAUAGAGACCAGUCACUAUGUGUCCUUCAUAAAACAUGGACCAAACAGCACAGACUGGAUCUUCUUUGACAGCAUGGCUGACAGACAUGGAGAGAGGGAUGGCUUCAACAUUCCCCAGGUGGAGGCAUGUCCAGAGGUUGGCAUGUACCUGGCCAUGUCACCCGCAGAGCUGGCCAACCAGGUGCCUCGGGACAUGAAGGGCGUGGCUAAGCGUCUGUUCUGUGAUGCCUACAUGUACCUGUACCAGAGUACCAGCAUCAGCCUCUACCGCUGACAGAAGGCGGGACUACAUGGGUAAUUCCACACCUCAAAUUUGAGCGUUGUACAACUAUUGUACUACUUGUCUGUAAGCAGAAAUGGAUGGGACCUCUUCACUGCUUAUACUGUCCAAGUGGCUAAAUGUUAUAGUGCCUUACGAUAUAGUGUGUGUGUGUGUGUGUGUGAUAUGUGUUUGGACAAACCUACUCAUUCAAGGGUUUUUGUUUUUAUGUUCUACAUUGUAGAGUAAUAGUGAAGACAAUAAAAUAACACAUGGAAUCAUGUAGUAACCAAAAAAGUGUUAACAAUUCAAAAUAUAUUUUAGAUUCUUCAAAGUAGCCACCCUUUGCCUUGAUGAAGGCAUUCACCUGGAAUGCUUUUCCAACAGUCUUAAAGGAGUUCCCUGCUUUUCCUUCACUCUGCAGUCCAACUCAUCCCAAACCAUCUCAAUUGGUUUGAGGUCGGGUGAUUGCGGAGGCCAGGUCAUCUGAUGCAGCACUCGUCACUCUCCUUCUUGGUCAAAUAGCCCUUACACAGCCUGGAAGUGUGUUGGGUUAUUGUCCUGUUGAAAAACAAAUUAUAGUCCCACUAAGCGCAAACCAGAUGGGAUGGCGUAUCGCUGCAGAAUGCUGUGGUAGCCAUGCUGGUUAAGUGUGCCUUGAAUUCUAAAUAAAUCACAGACAGUAUCACCAGCAAAGCACCAUCACACCUCCUCCACGGUGGGAACCACACAUGUGGAGAUCAUCUGUUCACCUACUCUGCGUCUCACAAAGACACGGCGGUUGGAACCAAAAAUCUCAAAUUUGGACUCAUCAAACCAAAGGACAGAUUUCCACUGGUUUAAUGUUCAUUGCUUAUGUUUCUUGGCCUGAGAAAGUCUCUUCUUAUUAUUUGUGUCCUUUAGUAGUGAUUUCUUUGCAGUAAUUCGACCAUGAUGGCCUGAGUCACGUAGUCUCUUCUGAACAGUUGAUGUUGAGAUGUGUCUGUUACUUGAACUCUGUGAAGCAUUUAUUUGGACUGCAAUCUGAGGUGCUGUUAACUCUAAUGAACUUAUCCUCUGCAGCAGAGGUAACUGUGGGUCUUUCUUCCCUGUGGCGGUCCUCAUGAGAGCCAGUUUCAUCAUAGUGCUUGAUUGUUUUUGCGACUGCACUUGAAGAAACUUUCAAAGUUCUUGACAUUUUCCACAUUCACUGACCUUCAUGUCAUGAUGGACUGUCAUUUCUCUUUGCUUAUUUGAGCUGUUCCUGCCAUAAUAUGGACUUGGUCUUUUACCAAAUAGUAUUAUCUUCUGUAUACCACCCCUACCUUGUCACAACACAACUGACUGGCUCAAAUGCAUUAAGAGGUAAAGAAAUUCCACAAAUGAACUUUUAACAGCUGUUAAUUGAAAUGCAUUCCAGGUGGCUACCUCAUAAUGCUGGUUGAGAGAAUGCCAAGAGUGUGCAAAGCUGUCAUCAAGGCAAAGGGUGGCUACUUUGAAGAAUAUAAAACAUAUUUUGAUUUGUUAACACUUUUUUGGUUACUACAUGAUUCCAUAUGUGUUAUUUCAUUGUUUUGAUGUAUUCACUAUUAUUCUACAAUGUAGAACAUUGUAAAAAAUAAAGAAAAACCCUUGAAUGAGUAGGUGUGUCCAAACUUUUGACUGGUGAUAUAUAUAUAUAUAUAUAUGACUUCCAUAGGCCUUCUCAAAGCCAAAGAUAUGUUCACUUUAUGUAAAAAGUCUUGGUGUGAAUUAGUGCCCUUUCUCCUCUUGUAAAUGCAUGCAAAUAAUCAGAACAUAUAUAAUGAUUUGUACUUUCUGAUAAAGUGCCUUAUCAAAGUGAAGAAUUCCAACGUUUUUCAAAUAAAUGUGUACCUCACCCCUCUGUACUUAUACUGUGCAAUAUCAUGGGGAUCCAGGGUUAAUGGAUAGGACUACUGAUCAGAUAGGGAAAGGAGGGUUGCAGCUGGCCAGUUAGAUGACUUUUGACCUCUUUGUGUUUGUUUUUAUUUACACUGGGUGACUUGUUUUGGAUGUAGAACGUUAGACUUUAUGACUACUAUUCCAGGGGAGGUUAUGCUGUUUAUACAAUCAUUUGUAUAAUUGUAAAUGUAAUACUUGGAAGUUAGAUUCCUAUACAUUCCAUCUUAAUAUUUACCGCUGACUGUCUUUAAGAUCGGUUAGAUCCUUUUGUAGAACUUGACAAUGUGAUUAUUUGCACUUUACUGUCUCUAUUUGUUGUUUUACUAUAAUUUUUAGAACUAUGCUUUCGUAUUGGUAGCUAUGCAUAUCUUAAUUAUUUCCCUGAGGUUUUCUGAUUAUUGUAAUAUUUACAAAAAAGGCUAAAAGGAAUGAAUUUGAAUAUUUGCAUGUGUACGCUAUGAAAUGCUACAGUAUAUGCAAGUGUGUUAGUGCAAGUAUGUCCUUACUUGUAUGUUUGUAGGCCACUGUCCCUUUCACUAUCUAAAUGGGCACAGAAUGAUUCUCUCUCAUCCCUUUUCUCUUUUCCAUCUUUCACUUAGCAUCGGGCAGAAAAGGGAGCGCCUCAAAGCUGAAUAAAUCAACAGUGAUAACAUCUUCUCACCACUUCAUAUUCCUAAUGUGAUCAGAGGGAGAUGAGAGAGGGUCAGAGAGAGAAAUAGAAUCACUUAGAGGUAGGGGAAGAGGCUGGGGGGCGGGGGCAUUGCUUUUGGAAGGAUGUUGGAACACUUUUCUUUAGGAAGUGGGUUAACUAAGGAGAUCAUUUGAUCUGAUAAACAUUAACACUGGAGCAGCAUACUAUUUAGCCUCAAUCUAUAUGAAAUAAUAAACAUGUUUGUUAUA